Phyllotreta striolata is the source of this 1437-nucleotide messenger RNA. The record is from the annotation of a GenBank genome assembly. Lineage: Eukaryota; Metazoa; Arthropoda; Insecta; Coleoptera; Chrysomelidae.
AUGGUUUGGCAGGAAAACGUCAAAGAUAUUCUAAUGUUGGCCAAUAUCUACGAAAACGGAAAGAAAAAAGUCGAAAAAUAUUGGCCAGAUAUAAACGAGGAGAAAUCCUACGGUUUGAUCAAAGUACACUUCGUCAGCGAAAGCGUUUUCUCCAAUUUCAUCUUGAGGACCUUCAAUUGCUGUUUCGGCAACCAGGAGAGAAAGAUUAAUCAAAUGCACUACACCACUUGGCCCGAUCACGGCGUACCGCUCUAUUCUCAAAGCCUAGUACCCUACUUACAAAGGCUAUUGAAAAUCCCCCACAGCUCACAAGCGCCCAUAAUAGUCCACUGUAGCGCAGGCGUCGGUCGUACCGGUACCAUCAUCCUCAGCGACAUCUGCCUGCGAAUGGCAGCAGGCGAAGGCCAUUUGGACUUUCUCGCCCAUUUGGAGAACCUGCGCAACCAACGGGCCAAUCUGGUCGAUAAUUUAGAGCAGUACAAACUGGCCCAUUUGGUGGUACUCGAAUGUUUGUUCGGCAUGCGCACGUCGAUCGUUUGCAACGAUGAGAUGAGAACCGCCGUGGAGGCGAUCCUUCGAAAUGAUGGUGUCGAAAUGCAGAUGAAGUAUAUUUUGGAGACCCAAUGGCAGGAUAAGGCGAUGGAAACGAUGCUGGAACUCGAUCGGGUGGCUCCCGUUUAUCACGAGAAAAAUAGGUUUAAUGAUAUCGUACCAGAAAAAUACCGGGUGUUCAUCAGCAGGUAUCCUCAAUUAGACGAGAAAUCGUCGUACAUCAACGCAGUGUUGGUGGAUGAUUUCAGCAGCCCCGGUAGAUACAUCGUCACUCAACAGCCUCUCCCGAACACUCUGGGGGAUUUCUGGAGGCUGGUGUUGGAGCGAUCGUGCUCCGUUAUCAUUUCCCUAAACACGGUGGAUCUAACGGAUGAGACCGUCUGCAAAAUUUGGCCCGAAGCCGAUGAGGUACUCACCCCGGUGGAUUUCAUCAGAAUAACGCACAAGUACACCAAAAAUUUGCUCUUCUACAAAAUCGUCACGGUGCAAUUGGAGGUGAAAAAGACGAAACAUUUUUCGGGAUUCGAGGAAUCCUCGAGCGAAGUUACUAUCCUCGCUCUAAAUACUUGGAGCUCCAAAGAUUCGUUACCGAACAGCAUCGAAGAAUUUUUGACCUUCAGAGAUGCUUCGGAUAUCCUGGCGAGACCUGCCGAACAUGUUAUUGUAACCUGCUACGAUGGUGCUAGAGCUUGCGGUUUGUUCGUUGCGCUGUCGUUUAUAAUAGAGCAGAUGAAAUUAGAGCAGGAAUGCGACGUUUGUUUGGCUGUGAGAAGCGUGAGACACAGUAGAAAACAAUUUGUCGAAACUGAAGAGCAGUAUGAAUUUUUGUACAGAGCUGCGGUGACUUUCAUUACGGGUUUUCAGCAGUAUUCGAAUUUUACUUGA